Messenger RNA from Penicillium maclennaniae, 2712 nucleotides. RefSeq lists its product as uncharacterized. Bases 1 to 2712 code for a protein of 903 amino acids. NCBI's taxonomy places the organism in Eukaryota, Fungi, Ascomycota, Eurotiomycetes, Eurotiales, Aspergillaceae. The record is from RefSeq and is a predicted model, not a curated record. Gene Ontology annotation, molecular function: ATP binding; ATP hydrolysis activity. The transcript is spliced from 4 exons.
AUGGCUGAUCCCUCGGAGGAUAGUAAACACGAGGGUGAGCCGGAGAAUAAUGCAAAUGGCUCAGCUCAACCUGCGCCCGACGUUUCCGUGAGGGAUGCUGCCACCACCACUGUCCCUGAUCAUCCCAAACCCUGCAAAAAACACCCCAAAUUGGACAAGAAGAAGCGGAGUCAAAAGAAGCAAGAUGCCUCCGAGAGCGAGUCCGACUCGGAGUCAACCGAAUCAUCCAGCGAGUCCGACUCGGCCAAUGCCGAUUCAGAAUCUAUUGCCAGUGAAUCCGAAGCCGACAAGCGUAGACGUCACCGUGUGAAGACCAAGGCCCGGACCAAACGUACCCAGAUGGACAAGAAACGACGUAAGAGAAGAAAGAUGCGGUCGCGCAAGUCAAGUUCAACAGGCUCCGACACCGACUCCUCCGAUGACUCCGACACCGAUUCCGGAUCUUCGCGCGACUCUGACUCGUCACUGGAUGAAAAGGCCCUGCGCAAAUUGGUGACCCGUCUGAAGCUCAAGAAGCGGGCUAGGCGCCUGCGAGAUGAGACCAACGACGAUCUGGGCACGAGUGACCCUCUGGGGGAAAGUCGCCGGGAGAAGCGAUCGAAGAGAAAGAAGCCGGCAUCCAAGGUCGCCUUCAAGCGUGUGGAUCAACUCUGGGAUAACACCAUCCAUAAAUACAAGCUCACCGAAACCGUGGAUGACCCCGACGCGGACGAGUGGGACCAAUACAUUUUCACAGUGCGCCGCAGGUUUGAUUGGGAGAACAAGUAUUUGGAAACCGUGGUUGACAUCAAGAGUAAACACCUUCGUGAUGCUCUCGCCAAGGUCAUGGACGGUGUCAAGGGUGUUAGUCUGGUGCAAGAGCCCGCUGUCGUUGACCCCAACAUGCUAUUCCUGUAUCUAGAAGAGACUCGACAGUGGAUGAAAGAUCUCAAACGCCAGUCGCGCACCGAAAAAAAGAAGAAGGCGAAGAAACAUGCCGCUGCCAAGGCGGCGCAUCUCAAGGUGCUCAUCAAAUACCUGGACGCCGACUACGCCGACAUCAAAAAGACCCUUUAUCCCCUACUCGAAGCCAAGACAAUCACGUUCGAUCUACUGUGGGCGCUGUUCAAGCCCAACACCAUUGCUUACACUCCAACUUACGGGAACAACGACGAGCCUCGGGCCUUCAAGAUCGAAUAUGCCAUCAAGGAAUCCUCCUUUAUGAAGGGCCAGUGGUACAGUGUGGAAGGUCGGUAUUUGGAGUACGAUGGCAAGGAUUUUGGUUUCGGUACCAUGUCUGCUGAGGUGGAGUCUUUCAAAGGAGCACGAAAGAUCGCCAGCCUGGCGUGCUAUCCUCUACAGUAUCACCGCGACUCGGAGGCUGUUCGCGCACGACUGAUCGAGCGUGGCAAACGAUUCGUCGCUCUACGCGGCAUGAACUACCGUUUCCACAAGGGGAUGGCCUUCUUCAAGAAGAAGCGUUCCUUCGUGGUCAAGGUCAAUAUCAACGGACGAGUCAUGAUCGACCCUGCCAUUCACCGACGUAUCAAUCCGAACUAUCCCAUUAGCACCGUCCGGCCCAAGGAUCCAGAUCUGCUUGAUCCCUCGGAAGCUGGAUUCAGCGAUCCCGAUGACGAUGGUAGCGAGGGCUGCUGCUGCGGAGGGUCUGACUCGGACUCUGACCGUGGCGGCUCAUCGGACACUCCACGAACUGUCUACAAAGUCAUUGAAGGCGACGAUGGAAAUCCCCGAGUUGUGGAGGUGGAAGUCGACGAGAACGGGAAUGAGAUCCACAAGGAGAAGAUGGACCGCAUCGAAGGUGAUGCAGCGGAUACCAAGGAACGGGAGUUCACCGAGGAAGAACUGCUCGUCGCCAGCCCUGUAGUCCUUGGGUUCGCAUUCAGCGAAAAGCUGUGGCUUGAGUUUACUAUCUCUGGUAUCAGCGACAUCGACUGGAACGCCGAUGCUUUUGGCUCGUUAGUGCUUCCUAACAACCAGAAGUCCAUCGUCAAGGCGCUGGUGGAAUCGCACACCUUCCACGCCGCCGAGAACAUCGACGAUGUGAUUCAGGGCAAGGGCAAAGGUCUCGUCGCUGUUCUGCACGGCCCCCCGGGAACUGGAAAGACCCUCACGGCGGAAGGCAUCGCAGAACUCCUCAAACGACCACUAUACAUGGUCAGUGCCGGUGAGCUUGGAACAGACUCACGCACUCUAGAAGCCGAGUUGAACAAGAUCCUGGACAUUGCACACUCGUGGGGAGCCGCCGAUGUCUUCCUUGAGAAACGGACGAUUCACGAUAUCCACCGUAACGCUCUAGUCAGCAUUUUCCUUCGCCUGCUCGAAUACUUCCAGGGCAUUCUAUUCCUGACCACCAACCGAGUGGAGACCUUUGACGAUGCCUUCCAGUCUCGUAUUCACGUUGCCUUGCGGUACGGCGAUCUCACAACCAAGGCCAAACGCAGCAUCUGGAAGAUGUUCCUGGAGCGAGUGCGCGCCAUUGAAGGAGUCCGCACGAGCUCUUUCUCCGAGGAAGACUAUGAUGUUCUUUCUCGACACACCUUGAACGGCCGUCAGAUCAAAAACUCGGUCCGCACGGCACAGGCCCUGGCAGUCAAUGAGAGCUCGCCUCUAUCAAUGGAUCACAUAAAACGAGUUCUGGAUGUUGCAGAGACAUUUGAUCAGGAUCUUCGCGGGGGAACUGGUUAUCUAGAUGCGAUGCGUAGCUACACUUAG